GGCAGCACAAAUGCUGGGAAAUGUAGUCAAACUGUCUUCCUCUUUCUCUUUCUCCCUCUAAUGGCUGCCUCUAGGAAGGUAAUGCACAUACGCCUGGCUUCUAACACAGGGUGAUGACUGAGUGGAGUUCAUUGCUUUCUGGAUUCCAGUGCUAACCAUAAAGGAGUAAUUAUAGAGUUAAGAUACAUUUGAAGUACCAGCUUCUCGUCAUUGUUUAACCUCCCUUCCAAGACCACCUGAUCAGCAACAUGGCUUUUCUUGGGAACACCUCAAAACUCUUUUUGGUGCUCAUUUCACUGAUGCUUAUGCUGCCUGUGGUUGAAGCCCUGGAUGCUGGAGAUGCAAUUGCUCUCUUGCUAGGCAUAGUUCUCACUAUCAUUGGAUUCUGUGCCUGUCUAGGCUUAUAUGCAAGGAAAAGAAAUGGACAGCUAUGACUUUUUAAAGAGAUGACUUGGUCAAGAAUAAUCUUAAACUCUACUUGUUACGAGUUUAAAACUGAGCCUCAGUUCCUGGCAACUUUCAAAACCAUGGAGCACGAUCCUGCAAACCCUUCUUGCAUUGCCAUCCUUGCUAAUAAAAAAUAUUACUGGUAGAAAGAGUUUACAGGAUCUGUCUUCAUGACAGUAAGAAGAUGAUUAUUUCAUAUUCCUUGGGAUGAGGGGUUGCAUUAAAGUAAAGAUGGAAACAAGCUAUUUGAAGAAGAAAAAAUUGCCCAGAUUCAUUCACAGUGAAAGUUCAUAUACUGAAUAUAACAUUUCUACAAUUUGAUUUCAGGGGUUAGUCAGCAGGAAAGCAGCCAUAAACCUUCUCGUCAGGAUAAUAAAGAUUUGGAAAUAUUGACGCACUCUUAAUAUGAUAACUAAAGAACAGCCUACUUAGACUUCUGUUUGAGUGCAGAUGUUCUUUCUAAUUAGAGUUAAUCCCCCCGCAACAGCUCACUUCUGCUGUAGUCAGGCUGAGACAUGGGUGAAAUAGAGAAAUGUGCAAAACCUUUUCUUCUGUAUUUUUAUCUUAUAAUGUGCCACUUCUGUAGCUUGGAUUCCUGUUUCAAAUUAGAAUCAAAUUUAAUCAAGAGCUGUGCUUAAGGAUUAGACCAUGAUUUUUCUUUAAAAUGUGUAUGAUACAUAGGAGAGUAUAUGUAAUAUAUUGACCACUCAAACAAGGAAAAGAUUGAAAUGACCAAAUGUUUUGUGCACAUAUGUUGUUUCAUAUACAUUUAUGUUUAGUUUUCUUUGAGGUGCUCACAUUUUGGGGAUUGUUUGUUUUGCAACAAUGAAGACUUACUUAUUUUGUUCAGUGACUGUUUUUUAAUUCUGAGCAAUAGGGUUAUUAGAAUCAGAUGCUUAUGUAACUUUUCCCCAUGUGAUCAAUAAACUCAGUACGCUCUUUGACGAAGUCUAAAUGCAA
Chrysemys picta bellii (western painted turtle) is the source of this 1407-nucleotide messenger RNA. RefSeq names its product small integral membrane protein 30 (gene SMIM30). NCBI's taxonomy places the organism in Eukaryota, Metazoa, Chordata, Testudines, Emydidae. The record is from RefSeq and is a predicted model, not a curated record.